GGGUUUCUAUUGAUUCUUCUAAAUAUGUUGUGUCUUCUACUCUGGGUUUGAUCUUCUAGGGAUUGUGUGUUUUUGUUUUUCCUUUUCCAUUGGGUGUGGCUGAGGAGGCGCCAUGGAGUUGUUUUUCAGGUCGUUUUUCGCAAUCUUCAUCGGAAUUUGUUUCUGUUGGUUGUUGCGGAUUGUUUUAUUCAGGACCGGAUUCGUUUUCGUGGUCAAGAAAUGGUGGAGAAAUCUAGAAGAUUGUUUCCAUGUUUACCAGUUUUUCAGAAUCCCGGAAUUCAAUCAAAGUUCUCAACAGAAUCACCUAUAUCGAAAAGUCUCUGCUUAUCUUACGUCUUUAUCGUCCCUGGAGGAUUCCGACUUCACCAAUCUCAUCACCGGAAACACCCCCAAUGACAUUAUUCUCCGCCUGGAUUCCAAUCAGACGGUUCAGGACAAUUUUUUGGGGGCAAAACUGCUUUGGACCAAUGAAGAAUAUGGUUCCAGAAAUUUUGUGUUGAGGAUUCGAAAGGCUGAUAAGCGCCGAAUCCUCCGCCCUUAUCUUCAGCACAUUCAUACCCUAACUGCCGAUGUGAUUGAGCAGAGGAAAGGGGAUUUGAAGCUUUUUAUGAAUUCAAAACCUAAUAAUCAGUCGGAUACAAGAUGGAAAUCGAUUCAAUUCCAACAUCCAUCCACUUUCGAUUCGAUUUCCAUGGAAACAGAUCUCAAAGAAAGGGUCAAAUCCGAUCUCGAAUCGUUUCUCAAAUCCAAACAAUAUUACCACAGAUUAGGCAGAGUUUGGAAACGAAGUUACCUUCUAUACGGCCCUUCCGGAACCGGAAAAUCUAGCUUCGUCGCCGCUAUGGCGAAUUUCCUCUCCUACAAUGUCUACGAUAUCGACCUCUUCAAAGUCUCCGAUGACUCUGAUCUCAAGCUUCUUCUGCUACAGACCACGACCAAGUCGAUAAUCGUCGUCGAGGAUCUUGAUCGGUUUCUGAUGGACAAAUCGUCGGCGUUGAGCCUAUCGGCGCUACUGAACUUCAUGGAUGGAUUAUUAACAUCGUGCUGCGCGGAGGAGAGAGUGAUGGUUUUCACCGUCAAUUGCAAAGACCUGGUUGACCCGGCGGUUCUCCGACCUGGGCGUAUCGAUGUUCACAUCCAUUUUCCACUCUGCGAUUUCUCUGCUUUCAAGAAUCUCGCAAACAACUACCUAGGCGUGAAGGAUCACAAAUUGUUCCCUCAGGUUGAAGAAAUAUUCCAAAACGGCGCCAGUUUAAGCCCGGCCGAGAUCAGCGAGCUGAUGAUCACGAACCGAAACUCGCCUAGCCGUGCGAUAAAAUCGGUCAUCACGGCGUUGCAGACGGACGUGGAGCGACGGAGAAUCAGCAGCAUCGGACGGCGACUGAGCGACUGCGGGUCGAGGAAGUCCGUCGCCGAAUCCGUCGAAUCAGGCGGCGUAUUGUGCAGCGAAAACACUCAGACCGGAAAAGAGCUGAGAAAAUUGUACGGGUUUCUAAGGAUGAAAAGCAACAAAAUAUCUCAGACGUUCGAUGCGUCUCCUAUGCGGAAAGAAAGUUGAUUUUACGGACGUGGCGGAAUCCCAAUGGAGGAAGUGAUUUCCUGCCAUGGGCUCGCAGGUACUGGAUUUGUGGGGCGGGGGGGGGGGGGGCUUAGAU
Cucurbita maxima (winter squash) is the source of this 1655-nucleotide messenger RNA. Its product is annotated as AAA-ATPase At2g46620. Gene Ontology annotation, molecular function: ATP binding; ATP hydrolysis activity. The coding region runs from base 113 to 1558 and encodes 481 amino acids. The transcript has a single exon. Lineage: Eukaryota; Viridiplantae; Streptophyta; Magnoliopsida; Cucurbitales; Cucurbitaceae. The record is from RefSeq and is a predicted model, not a curated record.